Molecule: messenger RNA, 2525 nt
Organism: Neofelis nebulosa (Clouded leopard)
Lineage: Eukaryota; Metazoa; Chordata; Mammalia; Carnivora; Felidae
Gene: SUPT3H
Product: SPT3 homolog, SAGA and STAGA complex component
Exons: 13
Coding region: 242-1363 (373 amino acids)
Biological process (GO): transcription by RNA polymerase II
Molecular function (GO): transcription coactivator activity; protein heterodimerization activity
Source: RefSeq, a predicted model, not a curated record
CAGCGCUCCCUCCUCCGUCUCCGCAGCCCCCGCCCCACGGAGAGUCGGGCUCACGCCAUCUUGUGCCCCCCCCACCCCCCCCGCCCCAGCCGAGCCACCUUCUCCCUUUCUACACUCUCAGCCCUCCACCCCGCCCCUUUCCAAGCGUGCCCCGGGCCGCCGCCGCCGAAACCGCACCAUCUCUCCCCACAUUCUCCACGCGGGACGCGCAGCCGUGCCUACAAGUGUUCUUAAAGCGGAGAUGAAUAAUACUGCAGCCAGCCCAAUGUCUACUGCCACUUCAAGUAGUGGAAGAAGUGCGGGGAAGUCGGUAAGCUUUGCAGCAGAAUUACAGAGUAUGAUGUUUUCUUUAGGUGAUGCUAGGAGGCCUCUUCAUGAAACAGCAGUUUUGGUAGAAGAUGUGGUGCACACACAGUUAAUUAAUCUGUUACAGCAAGCUGCUGAAGUUUCUCAGCUUCGGGGAGCCAGGGUAAUCUCUGCCGAAGACCUUCUGUUUUUGAUGCGCAAAGAUAAGAAAAAACUGAGAAGACUGCUAAAGUACAUGUUUUUCCGAGACUACAAAUCCAAGAUUGUCAAGGGCAUCGAUGAGGAUGAUCUUCUGGAAGACAAACUGAGUGGCAGCAAUAAUGCAAACAAAAGACAAAAAAUUGCCCAAGACUUUCUCAACUCUAUUGACCAAACAGGAGAACUCUUGGCAAUGUUUGAAGAUGAUGAAGUUGAUGAAGUUAAACAAGAAAGAAUGGAGAGAGCAGAAAGGCAAACUCGAAUUAUGGAUUCGGCUCAAUAUGCAGAAUUCUGUGAAAGUCGACAAUUAAGUUUCUCCAAAAAAGCCUCCAAAUUUCGAGACUGGUUGGACUGCAGCAGUAUGGAGAUAAAACCCAAUGUUGUCGCUAUGGAAAUUUUAGCAUAUUUAGCAUAUGAAACUGUGGCACAGUUAGUGGACCUGGCUCUUCUUGUGAGGCAGGACAUGGUAACCAAGGCCGGAGACCCCUUCAGCCAUGCCAUUUCUGCAACCUUCAUUCAGUAUCACAACUCUGCUGAGGGGUCUAGCAUGAAGUCCUACCCAGAAUCUCCUGAGACCACACCUCCUCCCACACCAACAGCCCCAUCAUCUGGGUCACAGCACUCAGGGAAAACCACAGCAGGAUCCCUUGGGAAUGGGAGUGCUGGACAAGACUUGACUAAAACCAAGCAAAGGAAAAGAAAAAAGAGUACUGCGGCCUGUGGUGUUGAGGCUCACAGCGAUGCCAUCCAGCCCUGCCACAUCAGAGAGGCCGUUCGACGCUACGGCCACAAGAUUGGCCCCCUUUCCCCAUUCACAAGUGCCUACCGCAGGAAUGGGAUGGCUUUUCUGGCCUGCUGACGGGACUUGUGACCGUAACAACAGGAAAGGCAUGUUAUAGUAAGGUUCUUUCUCUGACUCUUUCAGCAGCAGUGAAUUUGAAGUAAAAUAAAAUUUUCUUAAGCAGCGAGUAUAGAAAAAAAUUUAUAGGAGGAAAAUCUCAGAAAAUGUGACAUCAAUAAAUUGUUCUCCCAAGAUUAAAAUGUUAGGUAAAAUCAGAAAAUGGUAAAGCAGAAGAUGGUCUUCAAGAUCGUUGAAAACAGCCACUCAUUUUCCAGAUGAAAAUAUGUAGCCUGGAGAAGGAAGUUGACUUUCCCAAGGUCACUCAGUAAUAGCAGGGACAGACCAGAGACCAGAGAUCCGUGGUCCCUAAUUCUCAGGUUGCAGUUUCACUCCCCCAUACUGGAUUUGCAUUAGAUACUACCAGGAUACAUGGGGAUUUUAUGGCAUGUUUAUCUUAGAUAAUCACCUAAGUUUAUUUUUUAAAUGACACUAAUUUGGACACAUUCUAAAGCGUAAGUGUUGUAUUAAAAUCUUCUUCAAAGGGACUGUGGUAUAAUUAAAUAAUCUGUUAUAUGUCACUUAUACAUCAAUUUUAAAAAAGUGGGGGAGGUCUGCAAGCAGGGGAGGGGGAAUUAACAUACUCGGAGCACCUACUUUGUGUCAGGAACUUUACCUCUGGUAUUUCAUUUAUCUUCACAGUGACUUCAUGAGGCUCACAUCGGGCUCGAUUCUAAAUCAAAUGUGAAUACACAAAAUAAUUUGUUUUGUAGCCUUGUGUUUUGGAGAUCAAAUUUGAAAAAAAUAAAUAAAGCCAACAUUAAGUAAAAAUAGCCUCUCUUAGGGGAAAUUGACACUGCCUCAUAGAUUCAAGGGUAAAGGAAAUAGAAAUAUUUCUCCUUUCACCUAAAUUUGGAUGUGACUUUCCGAACAUGCCGUUUUGAGACUAUGUCAUCAACCUUCCUGCCUUCACAUAUUGCAAUAAUUAAGAUUCAAAAAUAAUGUUCCAGUUUUAGAACCGAGAGCUUUUAUUUAAAAACCAUCAGAAGCACAACUAUUUUUUAAAUGGUGCCUAUACUCCUGUACCUGGGGAGAAUUCUUCACUUAUUACUGUUUGUCCUUUGUUUCUAUAAAAUAAUAAACAACCCACAUUUCAUGCUUUUACCACGUAGAAGACAAAUAA